AUGUCGGAAAAUAAGAAUACUGAGGAAUGGGGAUGUUUGGAGCUGGCCAAGAAAAAUGCUGGCCUUGAACGCGACGAUAUAGAAUCUCGUAUUCGUGCGAUUCACUCGUUAUCGUUGCGCGUUCUCUCCGACUCUGCGGAAAUUUCACGAUUCUUAGUUGCUGCUGAAAGUCUAGAUCGUCUAGAAGCGCAAUUUAAGGCAAAAAACGACUUUAUCAUAAAUUGUUUAGUCGCAUUGGAUGAGAAAGAAGAUUAUUCUCGGGAACUGGUCACAGAGAUUAGUGAGCUGAUUAAUGCCUCCAAGGCGGUAGCUAAAACGUUAUUCAAACCGAUUUCCGGAACGCCAAACGCUGAACAUCUAAACGUUACCCAGCCGUCUUGUUCAUGGAAGAUUCCGCUACCAUCGUAUGGAGGAGACUUGUCAGGAUGGCCCGUUUUUCGUGAUCGUUACGUUUCACUUGUUGUCAAUCGCCUAGAUCUAUCUAACACCGAACGUUAUUAUAACCUUAUCGAUUGCCUUACCGGUGAGGCAUUUGAUGCUAUAAAGAACAUUCCCAUUUCUGAGGCUACUUACGAACUCGCUUGGUCAAUUUUAGUCGAGCGUUUUGAUAAACCACUACAAUUAGCGACAAUAAUCGUUGAUAAACUUAUGUCCGCGCCUAUGCAUUCCCAGGAGUCACUGGACGGACUAAAAGAUUUCCUAGUUCUGUUUUCGGAUCAGGUUUCCGUACUAAAAUCGCUAAACAUUCCGUCUCUUUCAGAAUUUUUGUUGUUUGCUAUAUCCUUGCGCUGUUUACCGUUGACUACGCGCAAAGCCUUUGAGGCAGUUAACAAAAACAAAUUUCCUUCUAUUGCGAAUAUUGUGUCGUACAUCAAGGCCCGGGUAGCUUUUCUGGAAACCGCAGAUUCUUCUAGUAUUUCGAAAUGUCCCAUCCCGGCAAGCGAUAAAUCGAAACCUGUGUUCGUUACAAUGUUGGAAAAUAAGAAUACUGAGGAAAAUGAAUGGUUGAAGCUGGUCAAGAAAAAUGCUGGCCUUAAACGCGACGAUAUAGAAUCUCGUAUUCGUGCGAUUCACUCGUUAUCGUUGCGCGUUCUCUCCGACACUGCGGAAAUUUCACGAUUCUUAGUUGCUGUUGAAAGUCUAGAUCGUCUAGAAGCGCAAUUUAAGGCACAAAACGACCUUAUCAUAGAUUGUUUAGUCGCAUUGGAUGAGAAAGAAGGUUAUUCUCGGGAACUGGUCACAGAGAUUAGUGAGCUGAUUGAUGCCUCCAAGGCGGUAGCUAAAACGUUAUUCAAACCGAUUUCCGGAACGCCAAACGCUGAACAUCUAGACGUCACCCAGCCGUCUUGUUCAUGGAAGAUUCCGCUACCAUCGUAUGGAGGAGACUUGUCAGGAUGGCCCGUUUUUCGUGAUCGUUACGUUUCACUUGUUGUCAAUCGCCUAGAUCUAUCUAACACCGAACGUUAUUAUAACCUUAUCGGUUGCCUUACCGGUGAGGCAUUUGAUGCUAUAAAGAACAUUCCCGUUUCGGAGGCUGCUUACGAACUCGCUUGGUCAAUUUUAGUCGAGCGUUUUGAUAAACCACUACAAUUAGCGACAAUAAUCGUUGAUAAACUUAUGUCCGCGCCUAUGCAUUCCCAGGAGUCACUGGACGGACUAAAAGAUUUCCUAGUUCUGUUUUCGGAUCAGGUUUCCGUACUAAAAUCGCUAAACAUUCCGUCUCUUUCAGAAUUUUUGUUGUUUGCCAUAUUCUUGCGCUGUUUACCGUUGACUACGCGCAAAGCCUAUGAGGCAGUUAACAAAAACGAAUUUCCUUCUAUUGCGAAUAUUGUGUCGUACAUCAAGGCCCGGGUAGCUUUUCUGGAAGCCGCAGAUUAUUCUAGUAUUUCGAAAUGUCCGACCCUGGCAAGCGAUCAAUCGAAACCUGUGUCUCAGUUCGGCGCCAAAGCAAUGAAUGUAUCAUUAAUAUCAACCAAGUCUGUUUCCUCGGUCUCGCUCAAGCGUCUAUUUUGCGAGGAAAACGAUACGCCGAUUAGUUGUCAUAAGUUAACCAAAUUUUCGUCAAAUAAAAAAUAUAAAACUGCAUGGAAGAACAAUAUCUGCUUCGCCAGGCUGUCGACCUCAUCUGAUUCUGUUAUGGAAAUUGCGUCUACAUCGUCCGCACCAGCUUCAUCUCUCAAAAAUUUGACGAACACGACAACAGUUUUAUUAGGAACUGUUCUAGUGCAAGUUCGGGACCGUUCUGGGAGAAUGCGAUCAGUCCGAGCUCUUUUGGAUCCAGGGUCACAAAUAAGUGCUUUGACAACGUCAUGCGUGGUUCGCUUAGGGUUGAAACCAAAAAAGUGGACCGCCCCUUUGGUUGGGUUGUCCGGCGUCCUAAUACCCACAGUGUCAGAUGUUGUUGACUGUUUCGUAACAUCUAGAUAUUCUAAUGAUUCAUCCAUUGACCUGCAUGCCUGGGUUAUGCCGAAGUUAACCGCGGAUAUGUCAUCUCAAAAUCUACCAACAAGUGUUAGGAGUAAGUUCUCCCACCUGGUGUUAGCAGAUCCCUAUUUUGAUUGUUCCACCCCUAUUGAUAUGCUGUUAGGAGCUGAUGUAAUCCCUAGCAUUCUCAAUGGAGAACAUGUCCUGGUCGACGAAUCUCUUCCGCCAGCUUACAAAUCGAUUUUUGGUUGGAUUCUAAUCGACAUUGGAAAGGUCAAAGAACAUCAAUCGCUCCCCUCGAUGUCAUUGACAGUUUCUUUAGAAGGGUUAGUUCAGCGUUUCUGGCAGUUAGAGGAACCAGAAGAUGCUCCUGUCACGUUUACGGAUGACGAUCAGUGCGAAUCCAUAUAUGUUAAAGAGCGUUGUAGGGACAUCACUGGGCGAUUUAUGGUUCCCCUGCCGUUUAUUCCACAGCGUCGUAGUGAGAAAUUUCCAGAAUCGCGUCAUACUGCUAUACGUCAAUUCCAAAACUUAGAACGAAAGUUCCAAAAUGACGAAAAUUUAUAUACCGCGUAUAAAAACUUCAUGGAAGAGUACGAAUCGCUUGGACACAUGUCUGUCGCCACUGAACCCGGUUUGUAUUUCAUACCGCAUCACCCAGGUUUUAAAUAUAAUUGUUCUUCGAAUAAAAUUCGUGUUAUAUUUGAUGCUUCCAAUAAAUUAGCAUCCCAGAUCUCUUUAAAUCAAUGUUUGUAUGCCGGUCCAAAACUUCAAUUAGAUAUAGUGGAUAUUCUGACUCGUUUCCGUAUACACCAGUUUGUCUUUACCAUAGAUCUGUAUAAAAUGUACCGACAGAUCCUCGUCCUUCCAGCAUACUGCCGAUACCAACAUAUCUUUUGGAGAUCAUCGCCCGCGGAGGAGCUGAAAGAGUAUCAGCUCAACACGGUGACAUAUGGAGUUAAUAGUGCCCCGUUCCUGGCUUUAAGAGUUCUGAAGGACAUUGCUGAGUAUGAAUGUGAGAAGUUCCCCGCUGUUCGUGACAGUUUGUUGCAACAAACUAACGUUGAUGACAUUUGUAUCGGUGCUGACAGUGAAGAAGAAUUAAUGGAGUUGAAAUCUGAUCUAUGUGCAACCUUUAUGCGUGCUGGCUUAGACUUAAAGAUGUGUUCAAGUAACUCUCAAUCUAUGCUAGAAGCUGAACCAUCUGAAGAUCGUGCGUCUGAGAACAUCAGCUUCAACGAUGGUAUUAGUGAAGUUGUUAAGAUUUUAGAAUUGCAAUGGGAUCCUUCCAGUGAUAUUUUUAAGUUCAAUGUGCGUCCAAUCCCUUCCGGUGCUACGAAGCGAGCAGUUUUUUCGACUGUUGCACGUAUAUUUGAUCCCCUAGGUUUGUUGGCACCAAUGAUAUUUUAUGCCAAAUUUAUUAUGCAUCAAAUCUGGAAAGCGAAACUCACGUGGGACGAACCGUUACCUCCGAAAUUGAAGCAAAGUUGGGAAACAUUUACGGCUGAUUGGCCUGUGCUUUCUACUCUCAGGAUAUCCCGCCAUGUCUCCACACAAUUCCGAUCUCGCGUUGAACUAUGUGGAUUUUGCGACGCUACCAAACACGGUUACGCUUCAGUGUUAUAUCUCCGUACGACGUCUCCAGAUGGUGUAGCUUCUGUGUUUUUGCUCGGUGCCAAGACAAAGAUGGUUUCUAAGAAAAUUACGACCAUCCCCAGACUUGAAUUGUGUGCGGCAGUACUGCUUGCACGAUGGAUGGCACGGAUGCUGAAAAUCCUCAGUGGAAAGCUCGAGGUAACGAAUAUCUUCGCUUGGACAAGCUCUAAAAUUGUUCUUUCGUGGUUGAUGAAUAUGCACACUGUCUUCAACAUUUUUGUCACCAAUCGGAUACACCAGGUGCGUCAACUUAUUCCAUCGUGCCAUUGGUAUUACGUACAGUCAUCAGAAAAUCCGGCGGAUUGCGCCUCAAGAGGCAUAUUACCGUCAGAGCUAAUAGUUCACCCGUUAUAUUGGACCGGCCCGACGUUUCUCAAAGGUGCUACUAAAUCAUGGGAUGUGUCUGUUCCAACGUUUUCUGCGAAGCGACUUCCAGAAAUUCAACUCAUGUCGACGGAUCAAGAGAUGCUCGAGGUGGAAUGGAUCUCUCAAUUUUCGUCGUAUCGAAACAUGAUUAGGGUUGUCGCCUGGAUCCGUAGAUUUAUAAGCCGCUGUCGGAAACAAACAUACCCUCAUAACUUUCUGUCUCGUGAUGAGAUUGAUGAAUCACUGAAGGUUAUCGUUCUAGCCUCCCAACGUUAUUGGUUUCCAGGAUUUCCGGUGAAGCCGUCACGUGGUGAUAACAGCAACUAUCCAUCAGCCAAUAUACACCCGUUUAUUGACCAUGAAAACAUUAUCCGGAUCGGUAACAAUUAUCGAGUGUUUGAUACGUUUGAUCCGAAAUUACACCCAAUGAUUUUGUCCAAGAAUUCACAUUUAUCAUUGCUGAUAACUCGUCAUUGGCAUUGGGCUACGAGACAUUCGGGACUUCGUGUAAUCACCCCGCUGAUCCAGAGCCAGUUCUGGAUCACGUCAUUGCGAUCAGUAAUUCGCAAAGUCAUUGGCAAAUGUAUCACCUGCUUAAGAGCCAUCGCUCUAAGUUUACAACCUGUCGAUUUCCCUAUUUUACGGGACUAUGGGUGCCGCCCGUUCACACGAGUGGGAGUAGAUUAUGCCGGUCCGAUGCUGAUGCGUGAGCGUCGAUUACGCGAGGUACUGCACUACAAGAUUUACGUAGCUGUCUUCAUUUGUAUGACAACAAAGGCCGUUCACCUAGAGGUUGUGUCAGAACUAUCUAUGAACGCCUUUUUGUCGGCCUUUAGCCGUUUUGCUGACCGUCGGGGGUUUCCGUCAGACGUUUAUUCUGACUGCGGGACCAAUUUCAAAGGUGCCGCGAAACAUCUAUCUAUCGUCAUAAAUGACCCGGCCAACCAUAAUACAAUAUCCUCGUAUUUUUCGUGUCGGUGGCACUUUAACCCACCCGAGGCAUCCCACUUUGGGGACCUUUGGGAAGCGGCAAUUCAUUCCUUUAAAAAGCUCCUCGUUCGAAUUAUUGGAGACCACAGACUCAUGUCGGAAGAAAUGACCACCAUUCUGUGUAAGAUCGAAGCCAUUUUGAAUUCAAGACCUUUAACGCCAAUGACGACGUCCUCGCUAGAUUUAAACUAUCUCACACCCGGCCACUUUCUCUCCGCUGAAGAAUCAUUUCUGAACGAACGUGACGCGCUUGUUUCUGAAAAUAUACAUGUAUUAACUGAUAAAGCGAUAAACUAUAAAGCGAUAAACCGAUUGAAUCUACUAAAUCAUUGCCAUCAAUCUUUUUGGCGCCAAUGGUCAACUGAAUAUCUGUUUUUACUUCAGACCCGAGCCAAGCGGAGAACUAAUGCUUCCAGUAUAAAAGUUGGAAACAUGGUGGUGGUCAAAGACAUCAAAACACCCCCGGCCUUGUGGUGCCUAGGUCGUAUCGUGGAAGUCACUCCGGGUUCAGAUGGUGUGGUACAAGGGGCUAAAAUAUUGACAUCCAACGGUGUACUCACCCGUCCCAUUGUUAAGUUAGUGUUGUUGCCCAUGGAGUAACGUUCUGUUGUGAUCUAUAUAUAUCUUAUAUCUUAUAUAUCUUAUAUCAAUAUUCUCAUGCUUUUUUAAUGGAUUCUUUUUAUUAUUUUAAUUUUAUCUUGGUUACAAGUCUCUUUUUUAAUUGUAUAAACACCUACUCUGCGCCAUUCAUCGACAGGGUCCGUUGUGUGUAUAUGAGAGGCUAGGGGGUUAUUGAGAUAUAAUAUAUAUACAUUUUUUUUUUCUUUUUCUCUCUAUUUUUGUUCUUUAUAUUUAAGUUAUUAUAAGUAAUGUAAGUUCUUUAGUUUAGUUGAUAUUGCUAUUGUAAACGACCGUGCGUGUAUUGAUUUGCGUGUUCAUGUAAAGGUCUAGCGUCAUCAUGCUGUCACGUCAUCGUUAUCGGGAGGAGUCGUUCUAGAAGUAUCAAGGAUGUGAGGCUAGAUGACUGUAGCCUCUAUAAAGGAGAAUUCUGGAGACAGAGUUCAAUAACCGUUGUUAUAUGAACCGAUACGCGAUCGUACGAUGAGCUUAUCUAUAGUCGUCGACCGUCGUCGCCGACCUAUCUAACACCUGUCGACUAUUACUUCGCCCGUCGGAGUUUUUUCUGUUGUUUUGGACUGUACCCGAGUUUUCCUGCCUCGUUUGUUUUGUUCGUUCGCGAACGUCUGUCCACUCAUCUCCGUUGCGAUUGUCUUGUUUGUCCAGCCACCGAAGGAAACCGUAAAUGAUCUUUUAAUAUUGCCCGUACCUAACGUUCCGGUUUUACGUGUGCAUCGCCAUCAACAUUUGGACUCGUUGGGUUGGAACAUCGCCGCCAUCUUUAUCACCAUUUUAGCAGUCAUACACACGGUCGUAUAAAUUAUUGUUUUGUAUUUAUGUUAUUACUUUGUUGCUUUGUACCGGGAAGACGUUCCCGUCGCGACCUUUCACUUUCUUUAUAUUUUUAAAUUUAAUUAGAUACUCGCAGUUUAAUGUACACUAAAAUAUAGGGCAAAUAUGCCAUCUUACAAACGAAUGCGUAAUUUUUUUUAUUUAAAAAUAUUAUUGUUACCUCGUACCACAUUAACAUAUACCUAACUCGGCGUAAAUCACCGGGCCAACCGCCAGUAAGUAUGAGCCCGGCUGUGCAACACAUACAAUAGUGAUACUGCAAGUGAAUGCAAUCAGAUUAAAAUCCAAGAAUUCGGAUUUUUGAACUAUCUGAAAUCCGGAUUUUUUUUACCACUAUCAUACACUCACACACACUCAUACACACGGGGCUGUUGUGGAAAGUAUACGACCGUAUACGUCUUAUAUAUUCUGAUCAUUACCUAUAAACACCGUAUACCUUCUGGUUAUGGUCAUACACUCUCUAUUAUAUUGAAAUCCCAGAAUAUAAUGUACAAUUAUUAUAAGUGGGUAUUAUUAUUUUUAUUUUUGGUUGAUUACGAAAACAUAGAAAAAAUAUAUCAGAUAUAUAUAUAUAUAUAUAUAUAUAUAUAUAUAUAUCCUAACGAAACGAUGAAACGAAAAUGUACUGUAGAUUAGUAGAUUAUAGUAUACUCUCUGCUUUUUUUACGACUACAGUACUGCAUACACACAAUGUAAAAAAAAGUGUCACGGCAAUUUCAGUUUCAUUAUCAUAAGCCCAUUAUAUCUUUCGUGAAAAUAGAAUAAGAAAAUGAAUAAUAUCAAUAAUAAAUUAAAUUAAUUUCAAUUGGCUUUUACUUUAUUCUAAUACAAACCUAAUAUUCAUUAGAUCAAUUGAAUAACUCUUAAAGGAGUUUCACUUCAUUCGUGCGUACUCAUUACAUGCACAGUUUUUUUUUUCGAAAUAUUAUAUUAGCUAUUUGUUUCACAAAAAUUUGUGACAAAUUGUACAACAAAAUUUAAGCUCUUAUGCCUUCGUGACCAUUUGUCAUAAAAUUAUUAAAUAGUAGAGAAAUAUGUUAAAUUUUGUUUUAUUUUUUUAAAAUCAUAUUAUUUUUACAUCUAUUGGACGAUUAUGUGGUAAAAGUGUAAUUAACGACUCUUAUGUCAAAUUAUGUACAAUAAUACAAAUUUGUGAUGAAUACAUUUAUGGCUCAUAUCAGGGUCGUUGUGUAAUAUAUGGUGGAGUUGGUUUAUCAGAUGUGUAUUACUGUAAAGUAUGCAUAGUUCAAGAAAAAGAUGUAAGUUCUGUAAAGAUAAAUAUAUAAUAUAUACGAUAUAAUCAAGUUGACAUUUAUAAAUGUAUAGUAUUAUUUGAUUACAGAGGGAUGAAUUUGAUUUUUGUUUAUUAACAAUUAAUAUGAGCUCUUAAAAUAAUUAAAAUAUUCAAUUGAUAGCUAUUAAAAAUUAACUCGUUCAUUUGAAUUACUUUUAAAAUAAAUCCUAGUAAAUGAUUUUUCAAUAGAGCUUUGUAUUUUAAAUCCCAAAAUUGUAUUGUAUGUAUUUUAUUUUUUAUGUGCAUUUUUAUGUUAACAGCCGUUUCAAAUUCUAUUAAUCCGUGUGAAAACCGACGAUAUCUAGGGAAUAACCUCUAUAGAAGAGCUAUCUUAAAAUUUUCUGAAAUAAUAAAAUAAAGUUAUUUUUUGAAUUUUUUUUAUAAAAAAAAAAUUAAUUCAAAUAUAAAUAUUUGUGGUCCUCAUCCCUGUGAGUAAUAUAUAAAAAAAAAUAGGAUUUGAUUAUCUUUAUUAUCUUCGGAGAUAUUCAAGGGGUAUAUUGUGGGACAGCUUGUAUAUGUAAAAUUAAAUAUACAUUUUGAAAAAUAAUUAUUUUUAAGUAAAGUAAUUUUGUUUCAUGUAAAGAAUUUUCUUUUUAUAAAUACUUUAAUUUUAUAAAAAUAUUUAGUAACAUUUUGAAAUCAUUAGGUAUUGCAUCAGAUGAAUCAUUUAAAAUCUAAAUAGGAUUAAAUAUGAUUAAAGAAUAAAGUCUACAAUUAUAAAUAAAAAUUAAAUAAAAUCUAUAAUAAAAAAUAAAAAUCUGAUAUAAAAUGUGUAUGAUUUAUAUCAUUUUAAUUGAAAUGAGCCCAAAUUAGUUUAAUAUAUUUUAACAUGUUUGGGUAUAAAUACUGUUACGAGUCAUUCAGACACAACCUUAAGACGGGAAGAUGAACAACUUAAAAUAAGUCUACAAAUAGUUUUUAUUAAAAUUUUGCAAAAACUCGAUAAACAAUUGAUAUUUAUCAAUAUAUGUAAUAAAUAUAUGUAGUACUGUUGUUACACCAGAUCAGGCUCAAGAUUUAGUUGUAUUUAUCAGCUGUAAGUACAGUUCAGAAAUGACCGAAUGA
This is a messenger RNA of Cinara cedri, 9265 nucleotides long. The record is from the annotation of a GenBank genome assembly. NCBI's taxonomy places the organism in Eukaryota, Metazoa, Arthropoda, Insecta, Hemiptera, Aphididae.